This is a messenger RNA of Amoebophrya sp. A25, 231 nucleotides long. The record is from the annotation of a GenBank genome assembly. Lineage: Eukaryota; Dinophyceae; Syndiniales; Amoebophryaceae.
CCUCAUCUCUAUGAACGGCAUCGCUAUGGUAGGCUUCUUCAAAGUACUUAGGAACGCGAUAGGUAAUAUGAGAGGCUAUUCUCCUCGGCUUCUCAAGUUACAGUGCUUAAGGAAGAAGUACAGUCCAAUAUGUUUUCUUGUCUCACUGUUUCAUGUCUCUACGGUCAUGAUGAACGAUGGCAACAGCGACAACAGCAUGCAAAAUACUAGGCAGCUGCUCCUUUUUCUUCC